UUUUUUUUUUAAAUAAUUUCGCGGAAAAAUGAUUGUUUUUCCAUUUUUGGUCUCUCCCGUUUCCUAGUGAUGUGAUGCUAUCUGCUGCUCCCCUUCUCUCGACUCCCAUAUAUCUGAGGAUUCGUCGACGGGGUUGGGAUCGGCUCGUCGCCAGUAGAAGAAGCUCUGCGGGUUUUCUCUGGUUGUAGAACUGAGUUUGGAGAAGAACCAUUGCUGUGAAUACUCUUCCUCCGGUUGCUUGUACUUGAGCAAGAUGGGAAGAAACAUGAAUAACAAACUGGAAGUAAAUCCUUAUGCAAAUGGAGGCGGCGUGCAUCCAUUCUAUUCCACAAAAAACAUCACGCUACCAUUGUGGAUAUGUUGAAAAGCUUGGAUGAUCAGCCGACAGGAAAUAAUUCAGACCGUGCUUUAGGGACUAAAAUUAUCGGAUUACGGUCGACAGGUGCUCCAGAGGUUAACGGUGUUCACCAACAUAGGCACCAUGCAGAGGUUUCCCAAUCAGGGGCAGCGAUGGCAGAACUCUUUAAACAAGAGCAGAGACGUUCAACAGAGGGUGUCUCGAUUCUGCUGCCAACAUCAACAGACUAUGCUACAGCGCCGUCCCAGCAAGUUUGCCACCCGAUUGCAUGUGGAUCGUACGAAUAUUCUGAGCAAUACCAUGAUGAAGUUAAGCCAGCAUAUGGACCUCAGAUAUCGGCACAUUCUCAGUAUCUCGGGUACAAUUCCUUGAGAUUGGGGUUGCCUCUCAGAGUGGCGGAGGAACCUGUUUAUGUGAAUGCCAAGCAGUACAAUGGUAUCUUGAGGCGAAGGCAGUCGCGAGCCAAGGCCGAGCUAGCGAGGAAGUUGAUUAGAGAGAGAAAGCCCUAUCUUCACGAGUCCCGACAUCUGCACGCCAUGAGAAGAGCAAGAGGCUGUGGAGGCCGCUUUUUAAAUACGAAGAAGCAAGACAAUGCUGCAACCGAUCCAACUCCUGAAGGUAGCAUCAGCAGCGAUUCUAGGAGUACCGGUUCAGCCAGGGAAUCCUAUCUGUCAAGCUCCAAACUGGCAACUUCCGCUCUAUCUUUGAACGAGGAUCCAUCGACCAGUCUCAUCAGCAAAGAAAAUGUGCCUCGUGCUCAAAAUGCACUUCAUACGUGGGCAAACCAUAGUGGCAACUAUGCAUGAUCUCACUUGACUUCGUACCUAUAUCCACCUGAUGAUGCGCUGAAGGAGAUUGCGACAGGCAACAGCUCUGAACAGCCUUUUGCAGCAGCAUCAUGGAAAUGGGACAUGAUAACACAACUCUGGGCAAUCAGGUUAACUAAUCCAAGACACUGGGAAAAAAAAAAAUCAAGUUUCAGCUUUUUUUUUUCUUUCGUGUUUUGUAGCAACCGAUAGUGGCAUAAGGGAGGACGGCAGCAUCCUGCACGAGAGCCACGGCACCUGCUGCCUAGUCAAGGAAGUACUUAUCGCACUGGAUUUUCGCGACAUUCUCGUGAGGGAUGUGGCAUUAUUGCCUAUUGGUGUGCUUCUAAUGUAAAGAGUAAAUGACCAAACCGUCUUUCGGUCUUGUGAGAAAAGAAGCUAUAAUGUUUAUCUUCAACUCACGCGAUCAUGUUUAUAUCUUGUUGUCAACUUGUAGUUCCAAAGUCUGUACAAACUUAUACUGCAACUUGUGCCCUAUUUUUAUCU
Messenger RNA from Eucalyptus grandis, 1671 nucleotides. Its product is annotated as nuclear transcription factor Y subunit A-7. Gene Ontology annotation, biological process: regulation of transcription by RNA polymerase II. The transcript is spliced from 6 exons. Lineage: Eukaryota; Viridiplantae; Streptophyta; Magnoliopsida; Myrtales; Myrtaceae. The record is from RefSeq and is a predicted model, not a curated record. Bases 358 to 1164 code for a protein of 268 amino acids. Gene Ontology annotation, molecular function: RNA polymerase II cis-regulatory region sequence-specific DNA binding; DNA-binding transcription factor activity, RNA polymerase II-specific. Gene Ontology annotation, cellular component: CCAAT-binding factor complex.